Messenger RNA from Hyaloperonospora brassicae, 2148 nucleotides. NCBI's taxonomy places the organism in Eukaryota, Oomycota, Peronosporomycetes, Peronosporales, Peronosporaceae. The record is from the annotation of a GenBank genome assembly.
AUGGAGCUCUCCAGCGCCGAGAGCGCCUUGCGCACACUCAAGCACCGGCCGAAAGUCCCACAAGGCGCCAUCGAGACAGCGCAGGCCAUUUCGCAUCUCCUCUUCCCCUCGGACGUCGCACCUGCGUGCAUAGACGACACGACGCGCCGCGAGUUGCUGCAGGAGGAGCUGCAGACGUUACUUUUGUAUGGCCGCGAGCGCUGGGAACCGCUGGCGGUGUUUUUUGUCGUCGUGCGGGAUAUUGUGGGUCGGUCCGUCGACGCGUAUCCGGACGAGCCUAAACCUCAGGACGAGGUUUUUUACGGCCAAGCGCUGCAAGUGAACGCACCGCGUUUUGUCACCACGACGCUAUCGGAUACUUUUGUGACGCAAAUUGUCACGCACCCGAUCCAUCAGUACUUGGAGUACUAUGAGCCACGCGUGCGCAUGGCCAUUGCCACGUUGCUCGGAGCGCUGGCCAAGUGGGACCUCGCGUGGGUCGCCCAGACGUUCCUGCCGCACCUCGUGGAGUCGAUCGAGUCGAACCUCAGCCGCUCGCCCGAGUUUGAAGACACGGGAUUCGACGAGCUGGACGACAACGUGAGCACCAAUGGCAUGACGACGCCGCCGCUGUCGCCCAGUCAGGAGACGACGCCACGGACGCCAUCGACGCCGUAUCGACUCGACGACGUGAGUGGCUGGAAAGCCCUCGAGAGUUCGUUGUGCGCGCUCAAGUACGUGAUCAAAGCCAGUGGACGAGCGUUCCUGGAGACGACCCAAGCACCAGUCGGAGAGACAGACGCGGAGCACGCGUUUGUCUACUUGACGCCGCCGCUCGUAGCGCUGGUCGCGACCAAGAGCUGUUUCCACAUCAAUCGCCACGUGCGCGUCGUGGGACUUGACACGGUCAACGUGCUCGCGGACAUUGCACCAGUAGGGUUUCUCGAAGCCCAUCGCUCGAGCGUGAGCGAUAUCUUGAACAAGUGCAUCAAGCGCGGCCUCGAGGACAAUUGGUGCCAAGUGCGCUACGCUGCAUCGAUUGCAGCGCGCACGUUUCUGCUGAAGCUACAAGAUGAGGGACGGAAAGCGUAUUUGCCCAUUUUGCUCCCGAGAUUGUGUCUCAACCGCUACUACAUUGCCGAGCGGGUGCAAAAGUACUCGCAAGAGUCGUGGGAACUCAUUGUGGGUACCCAUGGGCGCGAGUUGGUCGCCACGUAUGCCAACGAGAUUGUGGACUAUUACGUGGAGAUGACGAGCCACUGUGUCCGCGAGUCGGCGUGCCAGUGCAUUGCUGAGCUCGGAAUGAAGGUCGAUCCAGCAGCGAUUCGCCCGCACGUUGGCCGACUUAUGCAGGCUCUGCUCAUUUGCUUCUACGAUGUAUCGAAUUUGGUGCGCGAUGCGGCGUGCCUGGCGUCGGCGCAGCUUGUGCUUGGUUUUCCAGAAGAAUGCCGUCCGUUCCUGAACGAGUUGUAUCAGUUGUGGAUUGAUCAUCUCUCGGAUGACAUUUGGUCUGUACGUGAAGACGCUGCUAUUGCUCUUGGUAAUGUGAUCCGUGCAUACGGCCAAGAAGCGCUCGACCGCGUGAUCAAGGUCACGGAAGAGUACUUGCCGCUGGCGGAGAAGCAGCCAGCCAUGACGCAGUUAGAGUACGACGAGUUGAUGCGCUCGGAAAAGCAGCAUCUGAGUAAGCAGGCGUUCUCUUGCUGCUCGCUGGAACCUAAACUGUUUGAACGUCACGAGCACCGUAGCAAGGAACCGUGGGAGUACACCGACGGUGCCAUUUACAUGGUGCGCGAGCUGUGCAGUGUGGCUCCCGACCUUGCUGUGAAGUAUCUCCCGCAAGUCGCAGAUAUCGCAAUUCUUCGUCAUUUCCCUCAGACAGCCGUGUUGCAGGAAACAAUUUGGAAACAACUGCCAAUUAUGUGCGAGGCGCUGGGCAAGAAAGUGUUCAAGCGGUACCUCGAGCUAUUCUUUGAUCCUCUGGUCUUCACGCUCCAAGGCACAAGCCGUCUCGCGACGUUCGCUGCACGUGACUGUGUCGCACAAAUUAGUAAACAGGUUGGACCUAGCAUCUUUUUGGGCCGUCUGGACGCGAAUGCAGCUUGGAAGGAGGUUUUGGGUCCCGUCGUGCCGGUGCAGCCGUACAUGGUCAAGCAGAUGACCUCCUGA